Messenger RNA from Aspergillus fumigatus Af293, 2025 nucleotides. NCBI's taxonomy places the organism in Eukaryota, Fungi, Ascomycota, Eurotiomycetes, Eurotiales, Aspergillaceae. The record is from RefSeq and is a predicted model, not a curated record.
AUGCUGGCUCGUAUCAUUGAUCACCCAGAUUGUCAAGACAUUGUGGUUGACGUUGGCAUGCCGGUUCGUCAUCGGAACGUGCGAUACAAUUGCCGUGUGAUAUUCUAUAACAGAAAGAUCAUCCUUAUUCGCCCGAAGAUGUGGCUUGCCAAUGGUAUACUAUUCUCUUUGGCCGUCAUUUUCCUCCCCACAUCAGUACAGCUCUUCACUAACCAUGUUGCUGCGAGAUCAGAUGGGAAUUAUCGGGAGCUUAGACAUUUCUCCCCAUGGCAGCGCCCCCGCGAGAUUGAAGACUAUUACCUGGAGCAGAUUGUGGGCAAAAUUACCGGCCAAUAUAAGGUGCCUUUUGGUGACGCGGUCAUCAGCACACGGGACACAUGCAUAGGGCUUGAAACUUGCGAAGAACUUUUUACGCCUAAUGGUCCUCAUAUUCCGUACGGCCUAGCUGGCGUCGAGAUUAUCUCAAAUUCGUCAGGAAGCCAUCAUGAGCUGAAGAAGCUUGACACUCGCGUGAAUCUGAUUACCCAGGCGACUAAGCUGAGCGGAGGCAUCUACCUCUAUGCCAACCAGCAGGGUUGCGAUGGUGAUAGGCUCUACUAUGAUGGCUGUGCAAUGAUUGUCAUCAACGGGAAUAUUGUCGCCCAGGGUUCCCAAUUCUCCUUGAAAGAUGUGGAGGUCAUUACGGCUACUGUUGAUAUCGAAGAAGUCCGUCACCCAGUUCGGACCUAUCGCGCUAGCUCUAGCCGUAACAUGCAGGCUACCAGACAACCUCCGUUUGUUCGGCUUGAUCUCGACGUACGGCUUUCCCGUCUGGACGAUGAUGCCGAGCCCGGCCUUGUCCCGUCGGAACCGAUCUCAGCAAAGUACCACGCUCCAGAGGAAGAGAUUUCCCUCGGCCCAGCUUGUUGGCUUUGGGAUUAUCUGCGAAGAAGCGGCGCUGCUGGCUUUUUCCUUCCCCUUAGCGGAGGUAUUGACAGCUGCGCUACAGCUAUUAUCGUACACUCUAUGUGCAGAGAAGUUGUCAAGGCAGUCUCGGAGGGAAACCAGCAAGUCAUCAAAGAUGUCCGUAGGCUGUGUGCAGAACCUGAGGGCUCGACCUGGCUUCCCAGAACCAGCCAGGAAGUAUGCAACCGCAUAUUCCACACCAGCUUUAUGGGCACCCAGAAUUCCAGUAAAGAAACGAGAGAGCGGGCCAAGGCCCUCUCUACCGAAAUUGGAUCCUAUCAUAUCGACUUCAACUUCGACACUGUUGUGACUGCCAUCACAAACUUAUUCACUGUGAUCACAAAUUUCCAGCCGCGGUUCAAAGUCCAUGGCGGUACUGGAGCCGAAAAUGCCGCGUUACAGAAUGUCCAGGCUCGUUUGAGAAUGGUCCUGUCGUACUUGUUUGCUUCGCUGCUCCCAACUGUUCGUCAACGUCCAGGUGGAGGUGGACUACUUGUGCUCGCAUCUUCCAAUGUAGACGACCUCAAAAAGUUCAUCGCGUGGGCUCGCGAUUCAUUCGAUCUCCCAAUUCUGCACGAUUUCUUAACAGCAACCCCAACCGCCGAGUUGGAGCCUAUUACAGCUACUUACGUCCAGUCAGACGAGGCCGACAUGGGCGUGACAUACGCCGAACUAGGCACCUUCGGCUACCUGCGCAAGGUCGCAAAACUGGGACCCUGGUCAAUGUACGAGAAGCUGCUCCACGUUUGGGGAAACGAGUACAGUCCCCGCGAGAUCUACGAGAAGACCCGUCACUUUUUCUACCACUAUGCUAUUAACCGGCACAAGAUGACUGUCUUAACGCCCAGCUACCAUGCGGAGCAAUACUCCCCCGAAGAUAACAGACACGAUCUUCGUCAGUUUUUGUGUCAGUUACUCUCCAGCACCGACGGUCUUCUUGCUAGGGUUAAUGCUGACUUGUGUCUUCUAGAUCCCCCGUUCACAUGGGCCUACAAGAAGAUGGAAGAGAGCGUUAAGUACUGGGAAUCCAAAGGGUGGACUGCUGGCAAGGCACAGAAGAAGAGCGUCAAGGCAGACUAA